Messenger RNA from Branchiostoma belcheri (Belcher's lancelet), 2887 nucleotides. Its product is annotated as actin-related protein 2. The coding region runs from base 107 to 1291 and encodes 394 amino acids. Gene Ontology annotation, biological process: Arp2/3 complex-mediated actin nucleation. Gene Ontology annotation, cellular component: Arp2/3 protein complex; actin cortical patch. Gene Ontology annotation, molecular function: actin filament binding. The record is from RefSeq and is a predicted model, not a curated record. The transcript is spliced from 10 exons. Lineage: Eukaryota; Metazoa; Chordata; Leptocardii; Amphioxiformes; Branchiostomatidae.
UUCAUCAGCUGAUUCGGGUGGUCAUGUGACUGGGUGGGUACAGGAAGGCGACUUUUUGAGAAACGAAUUUUUGCCGACACCCUUGCGGAAUCCGGCGACAUCUGCGAUGGACAGCCAAGGGAGGAAAGUUAUCGUCUGCGACAACGGGACAGGGUUCGUGAAGUGCGGCUAUGCAGGAGCCAACUUCCCGGAACACAUCUUCCCCUCCAUGGUGGGGCGGCCCAUCAUCAGAUCAUCCGCCAAGAUUGGCGACAUCGAAAUCAAGGACCUGAUGUUGGGAGAUGAGGCGAGCGAGCUGCGGUCCUACCUGGAGGUGAACUACCCGAUGGAGAACGGGAUCGUGCGCAACUGGGACGAUAUGCUGCACCUGUGGGACUACACCUUCGGGGAGCAGAAACUCCAAAUCAACGCACCGGACGCCAAGAUCCUCCUCACAGAACCCCCCAUGAACCCGGUUAAGAACAGGGAAAAGAUGGUGGAGGUCAUGUUUGAAAGGUACCAGUUUGAGGGUGUGUAUAUAGCCAUCCAGGCUGUCCUCACCUUAUAUGCACAAGGGCUGCUGACGGGUGUUGUGGUGGACUCCGGUGACGGUGUGACUCACAUCUGUCCGGUGUACGAAGGUUUCGCUCUCCCACAUCUCACACGGCGACUUGACAUCGCAGGCAGGGACAUCACAAGAUAUCUCAUUAAGUUGCUGCUACUCAGAGGGUAUGCCUUCAACCACACAGCAGACUUUGAGACAGUUAGGAUGAUGAAGGAGAAAUUGUGCUAUGUUGGCUACAACAUAGAGCAAGAGCAGAAGCUUGCCCUGGAUACCACUGUUCUGGUGGAGUCAUACACGUUACCUGAUGGCCGUGUGAUUAAGGUGGGAGGGGAGCGGUUUGAGGCUCCGGAGGCGCUGUUCCAGCCUCACCUGAUCAACGUGGAGGGGGUGGGGGUGGCCGAACUGCUCUUCAACACCAUCCAGGCCGCUGACAUAGACACCAGGCCUGAGUUCUACAAGCACAUUGUGUUGUCAGGCGGGUCCACCAUGUACCCCGGCCUGCCCUCCAGACUGGAGAGGGAGAUCAAGCAGCUCUAUCUGGAGAGGGUGCUGAAGGGAGACACCACCAAGCUGUCGAAAUUCAAGAUCCGUAUCGAGGACCCCCCUCGGCGGAAGCACAUGGUGUUCCUGGGAGGUGCCGUGCUGGCUGACAUCAUGAAGGACAAGGAUGACUUCUGGAUGACCCGAGCGGAGUAUCAGGAGAAGGGGCUCAGGUGUCUGGAGAAGCUUGGAGUAGCUGUGUCGUAACAAGACUUCUUUAUCAUACCCAACCCAUCUGUACAGUACCAGUUAAGGUUCAUGGUCCCCACAGGAGGCAUAUUUCAGGGUGCGAAAUACUGCCUGCAUGUACAGGUUAGUGCAGGUCAAAUUGAAACUGUCUACCUGCCCAACCUGCACCAGUCGAAAGUAGCAUCCAGUUUUAUUUAAGAUGGUCCGCAUUUGAUGUUUUUUUUUCUUGUGGACUGAAAGGCAAAAUAAAUUGAGUUCAGAUCAAAUUUGUUUGGUGCAGGUGCAGGAAUGAGUAUUUUGAGCCCUGAUAUCUCUAUGGUAUGUUCAUACUUCUAGUAAGCAGGAUAGCCAUGUUUUUAUACACCAGAGGCUCAGAGCCAAAAGCAGCUUCAUAUGUGUAAUCAAAACGAUACGGUUUCAGACACAUCUUACCCCCAUCUGUCCACAGCUAGUUAGCAUGCUCAGGAGAAAAUUUCCAGGUCAACUUCUUGAGGUUGUAGGUGAAGACCAAGUUUGUCCUCAAUUUGCUGGUGAGGACUGAUGUUAGAACAAUGAUUCAUUCAGGUACAGGAAUACCCAACAAAAGAUGAGGCUACCCUAAUCCAUUCCCUUGGUUCUGGUACAUUUUGAAGCAAAAAUCAAGCAAGAAGUCUAUAUGAAAACAGAAGACAGUUCAAGACUGGUAGAAAAAUUUGGAUCUGGGUGUAGCAACACCCCAAAACUGAGUGCACCAAGGCAUGAACUUGGUCUCCAGCCAGAUUUUUCUUUCAUGUUGUUCUUUCACUUCAGCAUUAUCAUUUGUAGGUAUCAGAACCAACACUGUUAAUUGGUGUGGCCAUCGUAUAAAUUGUCUUCCAUUGUCAAGAAGAUGGUACUGCUGUAGAAAGCUUGAUCUGGUGAUGUUUCAUGUUGAUAUUUUAAUCACUAGUAAGACGAGGUGCUGGUGAAUGUGUAAGAUGUAGGAUUUAAGUUUUGUCACUGGCUGACAAGUGUGCAAGUUAGUCUUAACUUCAGUACAAGUAAUGUUGUUGAAGCCGAAGCACAUCUUGAGAAACAUGUCUUAACAGAAAUGAUACUGAUGAUCUGAGUGUGUUACCUGCUUUGUCAGGCACAUCACGUGGAGUUGUGACUUGAGCUCUCGUGGCAUGUAAGAAUUUUUUCAGAAACGGAGCAGGGUAAGAAAUAGCGUAUGAUAGUAAUUCUGUGCUUACACUGACAGCUUUGAAUUGAUAGGCAAAACUUAGUAGUACCGUCAAUAUGUUCUAUACCAGUAAUAAUUCAGUGUAUGAAUUUUUUACUCCUACUGUUGAAAAGAUGCCAGUGAAUCAAUCUGGUUGCAGUAUGGUCUUAGUAAGGUACUUGUAGAUGUGACUUGGGUGGUCAUGUCAUUGUAAUAAUGAAAUGGUAGGUCACUACUUUAAUAUGAUCUAUCUAAAAUUGCCAUUUGGAGGAAGCAGAUGUUCAUUCCAGUAUAUUGACUAGGGAAAACUUGCAGUAGGGAGGUUGUUUGAUUCCUUUCCUCACAAUGAAAGAUUUUAUAUAUCUAUAUAUGUAUGUAUACACUGCUAUCACUUCAGAUAUUCAGGUCUGGAUUAAAAGUGUCAUAAAUACUUA